UGCAUUUUGUCUGUCAGUUAAAACAUUUACAUUUGAAAUCAAAUAUCUAGAAGUGACAUAAUAAAUUACACUUGUAUGCUACACAAUUAUUUAUUUCAAUUCAAUAACAUAGUUAGACAUACACACAAAAUGUUUUAUUGCAAUAUAAAUAAAACAUUUAAGAAAUAAAAAAAAAUAAUCGAGCAUAGUAAUAGGGUCAAAGGGCACUUCCUGGCGCCAUGUUUGUUACGUCGUUUAGCAUUAGCUAAGUUAGCUGAACUUUUCUACUGCGCAGCAAAUAUGAAUGUUUUAGUUGGUUGUAGAUUUCACUCACACAUCAGUGAGUGAAUAGCAUCAAUAUACAGUACACCCUGCGGCUUGGCCACUAGACCGUGGCUUGUUAUACUCUAUAGAAACUCUGAUAGUUCAGUGGUCCGGACAGAUAUGGAGCGUCCUGAGGAAAGACUCCGGCGUCAUACUGCUCCGUGGAGAACACCCGGGCCCCAGCGUGGAGCUCAACUUCUGGGCCACUCAGAGGGAAGACCUGCUCGGUAUCCAGUCACAAAUCCACAGCCCCAAAGUUGAACACAUCAUGGAAAUCCUGAGACAAGUGAAGAGCAGCUAUUAUUCCGCCUUUAAAGACGUCUGUCUCAAAGUUGAUGAGGCGGUCCUGGAAGCGGAGGACAUAGAUCUGUACUUGCGUCCUCUGAGGAGACUGAUAAGCAGCCUAGAGGAGAGGAGUUUCCCACAAGUUGAUGCUCUGCUGCCGCCUCUCUUCCACACGCUCUGUCUCAUCUGGAGCCAUUCACAGUACUACUGCAUACCGCAACGUAUGGUGGUCCUGCUUCAGGAGUUCUGUAACCUCAUCAUUGAAAAGGCCUUCGCGUACCUCAUUCCAGAAGAACUUUUUAAGAUGGAACUUGAGGAGGGGGUGGAGAGAGUCCAGAUCACCAUCUCUGUUCUGCGCACAUUAAAGCAACUGUUUCACACUUACCGCCGCCAGCUCCCCAAGUACUUCAAACAUAACCAGACCAUCAAGUUAUGGGAUUUUCCAGGUUCACUCGUGUUUCAGCGUUUAGACCGCGUCAUGCAAAGGCUGCUCAUGAUUGAGGAUCUUUUUGCCACAGCAUUGGAUCUUUUGAAGCUGGAGAAGGUUGAACUAGGUGGUUCCAGAGGCAAGGUCCUCAGUGAGAUGGUUCUUGGCAUGAGUGAGGAGUUUCAAGACCACUGGAGAGCCCUCAGAGAGAGCAAAUAUGACCCAUUGGACUAUACUAGCGAAGAUUUUGUGCAUCACUAUAGACGCUUUAUGGACCACACCAGAGAUUUUGACCAAAGGCUUGGGACAGUCCUCAACCUGGCUUUUCAGCAUGCCAAUAACCUGAAGUCAACCUUUAAGUUGCUGAAGAUAUUCGGUACCCUGCUUGAGAGGCCCAGCAUCCACCAGCUGUUCUCUCCUAACUACACUGUGCUGUUGGCCAUGUUCAACCAGGAAGUCAACCACUGUCAGCUUAUACUAAAUCAACACAAAGAUGGGGUGCAGCUCGGCUGUGCAGUGCUAGGAAAGAAUAUGCCAUCAGUGGCUGGCAAGCUCAAAUGGUCACAGGAGCUUCGGAAUCGCAUCCUCACCAACAGGAGCAACAUUUGCCAGCUGGCUCAUAUGCCUCUGGGCUGUGCUGAAGCAGAUGAUAUACUCCGGAAGUGUGAGCAUGUUCUGGAGAUUCUAGACCAGCGUGAUGAAGAGCUGUUCUCAGAAUGGACUGAGGGUUUGGAGGAAGUCUGUCAGACUCACCUAAUAGAACCACUGCUAACACUGAACACUGAGACAGGCCUGUACCAGGUCAACUUCAGUCCUGCUUUGACAUCAGUGCUAAGGGAGGUGAAGUACCUGGGCAUGCUGAAGUAUGAAAGCAUCCCAAAGGCAGCUCUCAGUCUUCACUCCCAGCGGGAGAGACUCCAUGUGUACACACAGACACUGAGCAUGGUGACUCAAUGGUACAAUCAGCUCCACAGCACCAUUCUGGCUGUGGAGCUUGGGUUGGUAAAAGAGGAGAUUGAAGGGAUGAAACAUCAACUUAGACCAGCCCUCCAGGAGCUUACCUGGGAUCAGGAUGACCUGUGGAACUACAUUCAAAGCACACAAGACCUGGUCAAGAGCAUUUCCAGUCGUGUCCAGAAGAGCAAAACUAAUGUGGAAGCUAUCCAGACCCUUAUGGGUAAAUUUAGCCACCGGGCUUUUAUCACCAGAAAAGACUGUGCUUCCACGCUUCUCAUCUUCUCUGACAUUGAAGAGUGUGUUGCCAAACAACAUGCUCUCAUCACCAGUACAGGGGACCAGAUACACAAGCUUCUGCAGGAGAACCAGUCUUUGCUCGGUGUAACUGACCUGAGCAGUGCUGAGUGGCAAGCAUACACAGACUAUGUGGAUCAAAUGAUUCUCGCAGGUUUUUCCAGCGCAGUACGUUGCUCCCUGCAGUACCUCAUGGAUAACACGGAUGCAUCGCAGCGCAUUACACCCCUCUUUGAGGUGCGGCUCAUUCUCAACAACGCUGAGAUGACCUUUGACCCGUCACUGGACUUCAGUCAAAGUGGAAACUUCUAUGAUAUUGUGGAUAAAAUGGUGUCCAAUGUGACAAACAUGGCAUCUUUCAUUCCCAGAGUGGCCAAUCAUAAGGAGCUGGAUAACUAUCAGUGUGACAUAAAUGCAAUGGAGGAUUUAUCAGAGAUGUGCCACAUAAUACGCACACGGGCUCGUACAGUUAUCGCUAAGGUCAAGGAAUAUCAGGGUUCAUUUGCCAGCUACCGCUACCUCUGGACAGACGACAGAUCUGAAUUCAUGAGACAGUUUUUGCUUUAUGGUCAUGCAUUAAGUACAGAAGAGGUUGAGCUGUAUGCUGACUACGAACUCAAAAAGAACCCUCCCACCUUGGAUCAGUUCAAGGAACAAAUCAGCCUUUUUGAGUCUUUGUAUAUACGGGUGAGCAAGAUGGAGGAUAGGAAAGUGUUUUGUGGCUGGCUGCAGCUUGAUAUGAGACCCUUCAAACACGCACUGAUGAAUGUCAUAAAGAGGUGGAGCUGGAUGUUCAAGGAGCACCUGCUAAACCAUGUAAACCAGAGUGUGAUGGAUCUGUCCUCUUUUGUCCAGGACACAGCUUGUGGCCUUUCUAACAAGGUGUCCGAUGGUGACUACACAGGCUUGGUUAAUAUCAUGGGACACCUUAUGGCCAUACGGGACAGACAGAUCAGCAAUGAACACCAUUUCAAACCUCUUAAGUCGACCGGUGAACUCCUCAAGACCUACGGGCAGCAACUGCCAGAGAAUGUCUACACACAGCUAGAAGAGCUGCCAGAGAAGUGGAAGAGUCUGAGAAAAAUUGCCUUCACGGUCAAACAUGAAGUGGCACCUCUACAGUCAAAGGAAGUUUCAGUUAUACGCAGGAAAUGUGUUCGUUUUGAGGUCAAACAGUAUGAGUUCAGAGAGCAGUUUCGUAUUGAACCCAUCUUUAAGAUCCAUGUGGAGGAGCCAUAUAAACUAAUUAAUAAGACUAAUCGGGCAGUUGAAAUGAUGGAGGCAGAAAUGAAGAGGCUGCAGGCCACAGCUAAUUUAUUUGAGGUCAGCUUUCCCGAUUACAAGCAGCUACGGCAGUGUCGCUCUGACAUCAUACUGGUGAAAUCUGUCUGGGACAUGGUCAUCUUUGUUAAGACCAGUAUAGAGGAUUGGACAAAGACUCCAUGGAAGGAGAUCAACGUUGAGCAGAUGGACAUGGAGCUCAGACGAUUUGCCAAGGAGAUGAAGAUGCUGGAUAAGGAGGUGCGGGUGUGGGACGUCUACAUGGGCCUGGAGUCGACUGUGAAGAACCUGUUGACCUCACUGAGAGCUGUCAACGAGCUGCAAAACUCUGCUGUCAGGGAAAGACACUGGCAGCAGCUUAUGAACACCACAGGGGUCAGGUUCGUGAUGGGACAGAGCACCACUCUUGGGGACCUUUUGGAAUUGCAGCUUCACCGUGUGGAGGACGAAGUCAAAAACAUAGUGGACAAGGCUGUGAAAGAAAUGGCCAUAGAGAAGGUUUUGGCAGAGAUAACUCAGACAUGGAGCAUGAUGUCAUUGUCCUAUGAAACACAUGCGACUACAGGAAUCCCUCUGCUCAAAGCAGAUGAGAAUCUUAUUGAGACAUUAGAGGACAACCAGGUGCAACUGCAGAACAUACUGAUGAGUAAAUAUGUAGAGUAUUUCCAGGCAGAGGUUAGUGGGUGGCAAAGGAGACUGAUGGUGGCUGACCUCGUCAUCUCCUCCUGGAUGUGUGUCCAGAGGACUUGGGCCCACCUUAACAGCAUCUUCACCAACAGCCACGACAUCCGCUGCCAGCUAGCCAGUGAUGCAGAGCGCUUCCAGGGAAUACACGAUGACUUUCAGAGCCUGAUGGCUGAGGUGGUGAAGAACAGUAAUGUGGUAGAAGUGACCAACCAGUGUGGCUUCCUGGAAAACCUAGAGACCAUGCAGCAGAGGCUGUCUGUGUGUGAGAAGGCUUUGGCCGAGUACCUUGAGACCAAGAGACUUACAUUUCCCAGGUUUUACUUUGUUUCUGCCUCAGACCUAUUGGAUAUUGUCUCCAAGGGAACACAGCCCAAACAGGUAACCAGACACAUGCUGAAGCUGUUUGACAAUGUAGCUGAUCUUCGCUUCAAGGAUCCGGACAGAGGUGGAGGGGAGGAGGAGGAAGGGGCCGCGGUUGCUUUAGGCAUGUACAGCAAAGAGGGAGAAUAUGUUCCAUUCUCUGAGCCAUGUGUCUGUGAAGGACAGGCAGAAUGUUGGUUAGGUGCCCUGGAGAGCACUAUGCGCUGUACUGUUCGGAAGGAGAUCCAGGAGGCUGUAGCUGCUUAUGAAGACAAACCACGAGACCAGUGGCUCUUUGACUACCCUGCACAGGUAGGGUUGACUGGCAGUCAGGUGUGGUGGGCAACAGAUGUGGGCAUUGCCUUUGAGAGAGUGGAGGAGGGAUUUGAAACAGCGCUUAAAGACUACAACAAGAAGCAGAUCACACAACUGAACUCGCUGAUCCAUAUGCUGCUUGGAGAUUUAACUCCUGGAGACAGGCAGAAAAUUAUGACUGUGUGUACUAUUGAUGUCCAUGCUCGAGAUGUGGUUGCCAACCUCAUAAGUCAGAAGGUGACAACAGGCCAGGCCUUUGCAUGGUUGUCCCAGUUACGCCAUCGCUGGGAUGAGGAGAGUCAACACUGUUACAUUAACAUCUGUGAUGCCCAGUUUCAGUUCAGCUAUGAAUACCUGGGAAACACUAAUAGGCUGGUUAUCACUCCUCUCACAGAUAGGUGUUACAUAACUCUUACACAGUCCCUUCAUCUGACUAUGAGUGGUGCCCCAUCAGGCCCAGCUGGCACCGGUAAGACAGAGACGACUAAAGACCUUGGGCGCUCCCUUGGCAUCAUGGUAUAUGUGUUCAACUGUUCAGAGCAGAUGGACUACAAGUCUAUAGGAAACAUUUACAAGGGUCUGGCCCAGACAGGGGUUUGGGGAUGCUUCGAUGAGUUUAACAGAAUCUCAGUGGAAGUGCUGUCUGUAGUAGCUGUGCAGGUCAAAACUAUACAAGAUGCUGUCCGCAAGAAAAAGCAAAGGUUCCUCUUCCUAGGAGAGGAGAUUGAGCUCAAGCCAACAGUGGGGAUCUUCAUUACCCUGAACCCAGGAUAUGCUGGAAGGGCUGAGCUUCCAGAGAACCUCAAGGCUUUAUUUAGGCCCUGUGCCAUGGUGAUUCCAGACUUCGAGCUGAUUUGUGAGAUCAUGUUGGUGGCAGAAGGAUUCAUAGAUGCUCGUCUGUUGGCACGCAAAUUCAUCAGCCUGUACACUCUUUGCAAAGAGCUGCUGUCCAAACAAGACCAUUAUGAUUGGGGCUUGAGGGCCAUCAAAUCAGUCCUUGUUGUGGCAGGAUCUUUAAAGAGAGAGGAUCGUAGCAAACCUGAGGAGCAGGUUCUGAUGCGGUCGCUCAGAGACUUCAACCUACCAAAGAUUGUGACCAAUGACGUGCCCAUAUUCCUUGGAUUGAUCAGUGACCUGUUUCCUCAGUUGGACGUACCCAGGAAGAGAGAUCCCAAGCUGGAGAACGCUGUUCGCAAGUCAGUCAGUGAACUGCACCUUCAGCCUGAAGAGAACUUCAUACUUAAGGUGACCCAGCUGGAGGAGCUGCUGGCUGUCAGGCACUCUGUGUUUGUAGUUGGUGGACCAGGAACCGGAAAGAGUCAGAUAUUAAAAACUCUCUAUAAAACUUAUUCAAACUUGAAGAUGAAAACUGUAUGGAAUGAUAUCAACCCUAAAGCAGUGACCACGGAUGAAUUGUUUGGAUACCUGCAUCCUGCUACCCGAGAGUGGAAAGAUGGUUUGUUCUCCUCUACGAUGAGAGAGUUAACUUCACUGAGCCAUGAUGGACCCAAAUGGAUUGUUCUUGAUGGAGAUAUAGACCCCAUGUGGAUUGAGUCACUCAACACAGUGAUGGAUGACAAUAAGGUUCUCACUCUUGCAAGUAAUGAGAGGAUUAGUUUGUCUCCCUCUAUGCGUCUUCUCUUUGAGAUCUCCCAUCUGAAGGCUGCUACUCCAGCCACUGUGUCCAGAGCAGGCAUACUGUAUGUCAACCCACAGGACCUUGGAUGGAGCUCGUAUGUGACAAGCUGGAUAGACACCCGACAGGCUCAGUCAGAGCGAGCCAACCUCACUAUUCUGUUCGAUAAGUAUGUGCCAUACUGUCUGGAGCAGGUCCGCUGCAAUCUGAAAACCAUUACCCCGAUUCCAGAGAACAGUAUGGUGCAGACUUUGUGUUCCUUGUUGGACUGCCUGCUCACAGAGCACAACACUCCAGCUGACUCGCCUCGAGAACUUUAUGAGAUCUACUUUGUGUUUGCUUGCGUCUGGGCCUUUGGGGGGGCUCUCUUCCAGGACCAUCUGAAUGACUACCGUGCUGACUUCAGUCGCUGGUGGUCUAAAGAGAUGAGAGCAGUGAAGUUUCCUUCCCAGGGCACCGUCUUCGACUAUUUUAUUGAUUCUGAGACCAAAAAGUUUACUCCCUGGAGCGAGAAGAUGGUGCCAUUUGAGUUGGAGCCGGAUGUACCGUUACAGACAGUUCUGGUUCACACCCCCGAAACCAUCUGUCUGACCUACUUCAUGGACCUGCUGCUCCAGAGAGGCAAGCCCGUCAUGUUGGUGGGCAACGCCGGAGUGGGCAAAACUAUUCUGGUGUCUGAUAAAGUCGCCAAACUAAAGGAGGACUUCAUGGUGGCCAAAGUCCCGUUCAACUACUACACCACAUCAGCCAUGCUGCAGCGUGUCCUGGAGAAGCCGCUGGAGAAGAAAGCUGGUCGUAAAUUUGCUCCACCUACUGCCAAGAGACUCAUCUAUUUUAUAGAUGAUCUGAACAUGCCUGAGGUGGAUGUUUAUGGGACUGUUCAGCCUCACACACUUAUACGCCAGCACCUCGACUAUAACCACUGGUACGACAGACAGCGACUGGUUUUGAAAGAAAUUCAUAACUGCCAGUACAUUACCUGUAUGAACCCAACAGCUGGAAGCUUCUCCAUCAACCCCAGACUGCAGAGACACUUCUCUGUGUUUGCGGUCCACUUCCCUGGCGCUGACGCGUUAGCCACAAUCUUCUCCAGCAUCUUGUCAGCUCACUUUCUUCAGGGAGGAUUCAGCUUUGGCGUGUCUCGCUCAGUCGGAACUCUCAUACAGGCAGCUAUAUGUCUGCACCAGAAGAUCAGUCAGAACUUCUUGCCCACAGCGAUACGGUUCCACUACAUCUUCAACCUGCGAGACCUCUCCAACAUCUUUCAGGGUAUUCUGUUUGCACUGCCUGAGUGUAUUCGCUACCCCAUGGAACUGGUUCACCUGUGGCUCCAUGAGAGCUCCAGGGUCUACUCUGACAAGCUGAUGGAAGAAAAAGAUGUUGAGCUCUUCAACAAAAUCCUUCUGGACACUGGCAAGAGAUAUUUUGAGGGGAUAGAUGAGUCUAUCUUCAUACACCAGCCUUUGGUGUACUGCCACUUUGCUCACGGUGUGGGAGAGCCUCGCUAUCACCAGGCUUCAGACUGGGAGAAACUCCAAAAGAUACUGGCUGAGGCUCUGGAGCAUUAUAAUGAGCUGCAUGCUGUCAUGGACCUGGUGCUGUUUGAAGAAGCUAUCCAGCAUGUAUGUCGUAUUAGUCGAAUACUUGAAGCUCCCUAUGGCAAUGCCCUGCUCGUGGGCGUUGGGGGCAGUGGGAAGCAGAGUCUGUGUCGGCUGGCUGCCUUCCUCAGCAUGCUGGAGGUUUUCCAGAUCACUCUGCGUAAAGGAUAUGGCAUAAAUGACCUUAAGAGUGAUAUAGCAGCCUUAUAUAUAAAAGUGGGGGUGAAGAACAUUGGGACAGUAUUCCUUCACACAGAUGCACAGAUUCCAGAUGAACGCUUCCUGGUGCUAAUCAACGACAUGCUGGCCUCAGGUGAUAUUCCAGACCUUUUUAACGACGAAGAAGUGGAUAUGAUCGUGACAUCCAUCAGAAUGGAGCUCAGAGGGUUGGGUCUAAUAGAUACCAGAGAUAACUGCUGGAGCUUCUUCAUUGAGAGGAUACGAAGGCAGCUUAAGGUCGUCUUGUGUUUCUCCCCAGUGGGCUUUACGUUGCGGACACGUGCACGGAAGUUUCCGGCUCUGGUGAAUUGCACAGCCAUUGACUGGUUUCACCCCUGGCCUCAGCUGGCCUUGCAAUCUGUCAGCUCCACAUUCAUAGAGAAGAUACCUGGACUGGAGCCAAUCGUGAAAGCAUCAAUCAGUGAGUUUAUCUCAUAUGCCCACACUAGUGUCAAUGAGGUCAGUGUCAGAUACCAGCAGAAUGAGAAGCAUUUCAACUACACCACCCCGAAGAGCUUCUUGGAGUUCAUGAAGCUGUAUGGAAACCUGUUGGGGAAAAAGCGCAGAGAACUGAGCCAGAAGAUGGAAAGAUUAGAGAAUGGUCUGCAGAAACUGCAGUCCACUGCAUCACAGGUGGAGGAUCUGAAAGCCAAAUUAGCAAUACAGGAGGUGGAGCUGUGGCAGAGAAACUCGGAUAUUGAAGCUCUUAUUGCUAAGAUAGGACAACAGACCGACAAACUGAACCAGGAGAGGGCUGUGGCUGAUGCCGAAGAGCAAAAAGUGGAGGCAAUUCAAGCAGAAGUGACAAAACAGCAGCAAGACACAGAAGAAGACCUGGCCAAGGCUGAGCCUGCCCUACAGGCAGCCAAUGCAGCCCUUAAUACACUAAACAGGUCAAACCUGACAGAACUGAGGACAUUCCCAAACCCUCCAGCUAUCGUCACCAACGUCUCGGCAGCUGUUCUGGUCCUGUUUUCCCCCCAAGGCCGAAUCCCCAAAGAUCGCAGCUGGAAGGCUUCCAAGAUGGUUAUGGGCAAGGUAGACGAAUUCCUGCAGGCUUUGGUGAACUUCGACAAAGAGCGUAUCCCUGAGGCCACAGUGAGGUGUGUGAAGGAAGAGUACCUCAGUGACCCAGAGUUCAACCCUGACUUCGUACGACAGAAAUCCUCGGCUGCUGCAGGGCUCUGUGCCUGGGUAAUCAACAUCAUACGCUUCCACGAGGUGUUCUGUGAAGUAGAGUUGAAGAGGAUGCAUCUCUCUCAGGCCAAUUCUGAUCUGGCUGAGGCCGCUGAAAAACUAGAGGCCAUCAGAAAAAAACUCACUGAGCUGGACAGCAGCCUGGAAACUCUGACAACAGCAUUUGAGAAGGCAACGUCAGAGAAGCUGCGCUUUCAGGAGGAGGUCAAUCGCACCAACAAGACCAUAGAAUUAGCCAAUCGUCUGGUCAAAGGGCUGGAGAGUGAGAACGUGCGCUGGGCCCACUCUGUGGCUCAGUUCCACGAACAGGAGGAAACUCUGUGCGGUGACGUCCUUUUAACUUCAGCUUUCAUAUCUUACGCUGGAUCCUUUUCCAAGAAGUACAGGAGAGAGCUGCUGGACAACCUCUGGAUGCCGUUCCUGCGUAGUCAGAAGGUACCAAUCCCCAUGACAGAGGGCUUAGAUCCAGUAUCGAUGCUGACCGACGAUGCCACUGUGGCCCAGUGGAACAACGAAGGCUUACCGGGAGACAAAAUGUCCACUCAGAACGCCACUAUUCUCACUAACUGCGAGCGCUGGCCUCUCCUCAUUGACCCUCAGCUGCAGGGCAUCAAGUGGAUCAAGAGUCGCUAUGGCAGCAGCCUUAAGGUUAUCAGUCUAGGACAGAGAGGUUAUGUAGAUGUGAUAGAACAGGCUGUAGUGGCAGGAGACACUGUCCUCAUUGAGAACCUCGAGGAGACCAUUGACCCUGUUAUUGACCCCCUGCUGGGACGACACACAAUCAAGAAGGGCAGUUGCAUAAAGGUUGGAGACAAGGAAUGUUUCUUCCACCCAGGCUUCAGACUUAUACUUCACACUAAAUUGGCUAAUCCUCAUUACAAGCCAGAGAUUCAAGCCCAGACUACCCUCAUCAAUUUUACAGUUACCAGGGAUGGACUGGAGGACCAGCUCUUAGCCCAGGUUGUGAACCAGGAGAGACCAGACUUGGAGCACCUUAAAAGUGAACUGACCAAACAACAGAACCUGUUUAAGAUUGAGCUUAAGCUUCUGGAGGAUGAGCUGCUGACCAGGCUGUCUGCUGCAGAGAGUAACUUCUUAGGAGACAAUGUGCUGGUGGAGAAGCUAGAGACGACCAAGCACACUGCUGCAGAGAUAGAGAUGAAAGUAAUGGAGGCAAAGGUUAAUGAGGUGAAGAUAAAUGAAGCCAGAGAACACUAUCGCACUGUUGCUGUCAGAGCAUCUCUGCUCUACUUUAUCAUGAAUGACCUCAACAAGAUCAACCCCAUGUACCAGUUCAGCCUUAAGGCUUUUAAUGUGGUUUUCCACAAGGCAGUGGAAAUGGCGGAGUCCUGUAUGGAUGUGAAGAACAGAGUAAACACCCUCAUAGACUGUGUCACUUACUCUACUUUCAACUACAUCAGCAGGGGUCUGUUUGAGAGAGACAAGCUCACCUUUACUGCACAGCUGGCCUUCCAGUUGCUCCUAAUGAGUAAGGAGAUAGAUAUGCGAGAGCUAGACUUCCUGCUGCGCUUUAACAUUGACCACAGCUACGUCAGCCCCCUCGACUUCCUCUCCAACUCUGCGUGGAGUGCCAUCAAGGUCAUGAGCUUCACUGAUGAGUUUCGUGGUCUUGACCGAGACAUCGAGGGCUCCCCUAAACGCUGGAAGAAGAUAGUGGAGUCAGAGUGUCCGGAAAAGGAAAAGUUUCCUCAGGAGUGGAAAGGAAAAAGUUCCCUGCAAAAACUUAUCAUGAUGAGAGCGUUGAGACCAGACCGCAUGACUUAUGCCCUUAAGAACUUUGUCGAAGAGAAGCUUGGGGUGAAAUAUACAGAGGGCAGAAAGACUGAUUUCUCCAAGUCCUUUAAAGAAAGUGGCCCAGCUUCUCCUGUGUUCUUCAUCCUCUCCCCUGGAGUGGACCCGCUUAAAGAUGUGGAAUCUCUAGGAAGGAAGCUGGGUUUCACUAUUGACCUCGGGAAGCUUCACAACGUGUCCUUGGGCCAGGGCCAAGAAGCUGUGGCCGAGGUUGCCGUGGAGAAGGCUGCCAAGGAGGGCCACUGGGUUAUAUUACAGAAUAUUCACCUGGUUGCUCGAUGGCUGGGCUCGCUUGAGAAGCUCCUAGAGCUCUGCUGUGAGGACAGUCACCCUGACUACAGAGUGUUUAUGAGUGCUGAGCCAGCACCAAUACCCCAGGAGCACAUUAUUCCUCAGGGCAUUCUGGAAAAUGCUAUCAAGAUCACCAACGAACCCCCUACUGGCAUGCAUGCCAAUCUGCAUGCCGCGCUGGAUAACUUUGACCAGGAUAUCCUGGAUCAGUGCAGUCGUGAGCAGGAGUUUAAGACCAUCCUCUUCUCCCUCUGCUACUUCCAUGCUUGUGUGGCAGAGAGGAGGAAGUUCGGUCCCCAGGGUUGGAACAGAAAGUAUCCCUUUAACACCGGAGACCUGACCAUCUCCGUUAACGUCCUCUACAACUACCUGGAGGCCAACGCACAGGUGCCGUGGGAGGACCUGAGGUACUUGUUUGGAGAGAUCAUGUAUGGAGGACACAUCACUGACGACUGGGACCGGCGGCUCUGUAGAACAUAUCUAGAAGAGUACAUGCAGCCCAAUCAGUUUGACCGGAAGCUUGCUUUGGCUCCUGGAUUUGUUGUUCCCUCCAACCUGGAUUAUCAGGGCUAUCACAGUUUCAUAGAUGAGAUGCUGCCCCAUGAGAGCCCAGUGCAUUAUGGGUUGCACCCCAAUGCAGAAAUCGAAUUCUUAACGGUGACAUCAGAUAAUCUUUUUCACACUCUACUGGAGCUGCAGUCUCCUGAUGCCGUGAUGGGGGAGGGAGCCUCCCAGACGCUAGAGGAGAAGGUCAAAACUAUUUUAGAUGAAGUCCUGGAAAAGUUACCAGAGGAGUACAACAUGUCUGACAUCACCUCUAAGACGGCGGAGCGGUCCCCGUACAUCCUGGUCUGCUUUCAGGAGUGCGAGCGCAUGAACACACUCGUCUCUGAGAUACGGCGUUCGCUCAGGGAACUUGACCUGGGACUCAAGGGUGAACUGGCCAUUUCCUCCGAGAUGGAGAAGCUGCAGACAGCGUUGUUCUUCGAUAAUGUCCCCGACACCUGGACCAAGCUGGCGUACCCCUCCACCUACAGCCUGUCCAUAUGGUACAAUGAUGUGCUGCAGCGUUGUAAAGAGCUAGACAGCUGGACGCAGGACCUGUCUCUGCCCAGCGUCGUCUGGCUGUCGGGACUUUUCAACCCACAGUCUUUUCUCACUGCGGUGAUGCAGUCUCUGGCCCGAAAGAAUGAGUGGCCCCUGGAUAAAGUGAACCUGACGGUGGACGUGACCAAAAAGUUUAAGGAGGAGUUUAACCAGCCUGCCAGGGAGGGUGCAUACGUGUAUGGACUUUACAUGGAAGGUGCGAGGUGGGAUGCCCAGGUGGGGGUGAUCACUGAGGCGCGUCUCAAGGAGCUAACGCCCGCCAUGCCCGUCAUCUCCGUCCGAGCCGUGCCCAACGAUCGCCAGGAAACCCGCAACAUCUACGAGUGCCCGCUCUACAAGACCAAGAUCAGAGGGCCGACAUACGUGUGGAUGUUUAGCCUCAAAACCAGGGAGAGACCAGCGAAGUGGGUGCUGGCUGGAGUGGCUCUGCUGCUGAGUGUGUGAC
This is a messenger RNA of Betta splendens (Siamese fighting fish), 13214 nucleotides long. RefSeq names its product dynein, axonemal, heavy polypeptide 9 like (gene dnah9l). Gene Ontology annotation, biological process: microtubule-based movement. The coding region runs from base 572 to 13213 and encodes 4213 amino acids. The record is from RefSeq and is a predicted model, not a curated record. Lineage: Eukaryota; Metazoa; Chordata; Actinopteri; Anabantiformes; Osphronemidae. Gene Ontology annotation, molecular function: minus-end-directed microtubule motor activity; dynein light intermediate chain binding; dynein intermediate chain binding. The transcript has 89 exons. Gene Ontology annotation, cellular component: dynein complex.